AUGGGAACGGGAGACCCGAAACUGAGACAUGAUGAUGAGGUUCCGGGUGGAGAUGAGAAUAGUGGUAGUAGUCUGUUCGUGGUGGCGUUAGAAAUGGCUCAUGGUUCUUGUUCGACAAUGGACCCCUUAAAUUCUGAUUGUGUUGGUGGUUGUUUUUUGUGUGAUUGUGAAGGUCACAACGAAGGUGAAAAAGUUGAUAUGUUGGGUGGGUUUGGGCGAUUGCUGGUGGAGGUAGGAGGAGGAAUUGGUGUUGAAGUAGCAAUUAGAGUAGGAUGGCAGCUUGGAUAUGGGAGAUUUUGCUUGAGAACCGGAAGAAGAAGAUUUGAGCCCAAUGAUGACGGGGACAGCGACAGCGACAACGAUCUUAGGGCUAGUUGCACUCGGUCACAAAAUUCACAGAAAUGGCCUCAAGUCCUUGGAAUAUAUGGUUGGUGGUACACACAAUGUGUUAAUGGCCUCAAGUCGCAGAAGGAUGUCUCUUCUGGUAGCUCUUCUAAUAGCUCUUCUGUUGGUGGACUUCUUGUCCUAAUAAAGGAGAAAGAGGGUAAGGGGAAGGGGAAGAGGAAGGGAAAGACCAACGAUGACGAGGUUAAGCAGAAGAACGAGAAUGAGGUGGUUGUGGGUAUGAAACAGAACGAGAAUGGGAAACCUGAAGCUGAGGUUGUUGAUAAGAAACAGAACGGGAACGAGAAACUUGAAGCUGAGGUUGCUGACACAAAUUUAAAUAGCGGGAAGUUCGGUGACAUACAUGAUGAUGAGGUUGGGUGGAGAUGA
Molecule: messenger RNA, 774 nt
Organism: Ilex paraguariensis (yerba mate)
Lineage: Eukaryota; Viridiplantae; Streptophyta; Magnoliopsida; Aquifoliales; Aquifoliaceae
Source: the annotation of a GenBank genome assembly